AUGUUUUUGGGUGGAUUGAGCAGAAACAAUGUAGAUUCACAUGCAGAUUACAAGGAUGUUGAUGGGGUAAUACUGGUUUACGACAUAACUAACUGCAAGAGUUUUGAUUGCAUAACUCUUUGCCUGGAAGAGCUGAAUCGCCAUGCAAAGAAGAGACAAGCUAUCAUUCUGAUAGGAAACAAAAGUGAUUCCGAGAAUGAUCGUGAAGUUCUAAGAAAGGAAGCUCGUGGAUUUGUUGAGAAGAACAAUCUGAUUUUCUGGGAGAUCUCAGCAUUGGAAGGAACUAAUUUUGAUAAUGACUUAAAGGAUUUGUUGAAAAAGCUUGUGAACAUUAACAGCAAUAGUACCACUAAUAAUACCACCAAUACCACCAACAACAAUAAUACCACCACCAGUACCACCACUUGCAACAAUACCACCAAUACCACCACCACCAGCCACAAUAAUAACAACGCCUAUCAGAAUAACGGCAGCAACAAUUGGAAUCCGUGCAAUGUCAAUGGUGAUAGUUUUUACGGAGAUUCAGUAGCGGUUCUACUAAGACAACAUGCUGUGCUUCUAAAAGAUUAA
Quercus robur (English oak) is the source of this 570-nucleotide messenger RNA. Its product is annotated as putative Ras-related protein RABA4e. The coding region runs from base 1 to 570 and encodes 189 amino acids. Lineage: Eukaryota; Viridiplantae; Streptophyta; Magnoliopsida; Fagales; Fagaceae. Gene Ontology annotation, cellular component: endosome; Golgi apparatus. The transcript is spliced from 2 exons. The record is from RefSeq and is a predicted model, not a curated record. Gene Ontology annotation, molecular function: GTP binding; GTPase activity.